Pisolithus orientalis is the source of this 1143-nucleotide messenger RNA. RefSeq lists its product as uncharacterized. Lineage: Eukaryota; Fungi; Basidiomycota; Agaricomycetes; Boletales; Pisolithaceae. The record is from RefSeq and is a predicted model, not a curated record. The transcript has a single exon. The annotation marks the transcript as partial.
CUGGAUACGCUCUGCAUACCCGUCGAGCCAAGCGCAAGAGCGUACCGCAGGAAAGCUAUCCAGCUCCUAGGGGAGACUUUCAAUGAAGCAGAUGCGGUCUUGGUUCUCGAUCGGGAACUUGAAAUCGUCGAAUCUGCUGCAGCGUCAUUUUUGGAGCUGGGGUUGCGCAUCCUGUGCAGUGGCUGGAUGAAGCGCCUAUGGACACUACAAGAGGCAACACUGGCGAGUGAGGCGCAUAACGUUACUCUCCUGUACUUCCAGAUGCGCGAUGGACCUUUCUUGUACCAGAAAUACGAUCACAAUAGGAGUGCGUUACGACGUGUCGACGAACGCACAACCGAGAUCCAGGCAGAGGAGCGGUCUCUUCUUCACGACAGAGGUAUAAUGCUAGAGCUCGGGGCGCAACUACCAUCUGUGGGCAUGAUGCGCAAUAUGCGAAAAGGCUGGUCGCCAUUCAGGGUCAUACACUCUGCCAUAGAGCAUCGGUCAACUAGCAAAGCCGAAGACGUACCGGUAUGCAUUGCCUCCCUAUUGGGCAAAGACCUAUCUACUAUUCUUUCCGGUGCGGACGUGGAACAACGGAUGGCCAACUUCUACGUUCUCAUGCGAGAGGUCCCACUUGGUGUGAUGUGGUGCGAGGAACCAGAGAAACUAAGCAUUGAGCCGUUUCGUUGGGCGCCCCUGUUGAUCACUGCCUGCCCGCAAACCACUUUCAUGGGUUGGGAGGAUUGCGUUUGCGACUCUGCUGGCCUGCAUGUCAAGUACGGUGGCUUUGUCUUUGCUGAGAGCGAAGAAGAACGGCAUGGUUCGGAGGCAAUGCUUCCCCAUGUCAUCGACAUGGUAUCUGCUGAGACAGGCAGUGUAUUGGGACAACUCUUUGCUCUUCCACGACGGGCCCGUCGGGAAAUUCCGCUGCAGCGGAACUUAGCAGUGAUAGUCAGGCAUGAUGAUCACCCUGGUAUGCAUCCCACUGCCGCGAUCGUGAUCAUUGAGGGCACUGUCGAAGUGGACAGUGGGAUGCAAUUGACUGAGUUUGUGUGCAGAAUUGUUGGUUACAUGUAUCUUCAGUAUCCAGAUCGGGCUCCAGGAACAGCAGUUCGUGUACAUGCCACAGCGGUCGAUCAGAUGUGGUGUAUAACUUGA